AUUUCAAAUUAUCCGCACUGCUAUAUAUGAAUAUUAUCAAUCAAAAUGUAACUCAUUUAAUCUUUAUAACUUAGGAUACCAUUAAUUCAGAAUCAGAAUCAAAUAUCACUCUUCCAAAUAACUCUCAUCAAGCAUAACCUAUUAAUAUAGUUAACCAAAUUAUGGAUGAAUAGAUUAUUCCCUAAUUUAACCUAUUCUAAUAUAAUAUUCAAGAAAAAAGUGUAGUAUUGCACUUAAAUUAAAAAAUCAGUAUAAAUAAGAGGUUGUUAAAAACUAACAGAGUAAAAAUAUAUUUUAUAUUAAUAGAGAAAAUAUAAAAAAUCUUUAAAUAGACAUAAUCUACUUAAAAUUAUUGCUCAAUAAGACUUAAGUGAUUUAUUUUGAUCAAAAUGUGG
Molecule: messenger RNA, 395 nt
Organism: Paramecium sonneborni
Lineage: Eukaryota; Ciliophora; Oligohymenophorea; Peniculida; Parameciidae
Source: the annotation of a GenBank genome assembly